Fusarium musae is the source of this 957-nucleotide messenger RNA. RefSeq lists its product as uncharacterized. The record is from RefSeq and is a predicted model, not a curated record. NCBI's taxonomy places the organism in Eukaryota, Fungi, Ascomycota, Sordariomycetes, Hypocreales, Nectriaceae. The coding region runs from base 1 to 957 and encodes 318 amino acids. The transcript has 2 exons.
AUGUUUGGCGAUAUCCUAUCAGAUCGGGCUAGUGGUAUCCUCAAGUCUCCAGACAUUCUGGCAUCAGCGGCUGUGUCCAGCAUCUAUGGUAAAGGCAAGGCUCCUGAGGGUGAAGUGAACCCGGUUGGUAUUGUACAAGCCGUCGAGUUGAUGCUUGAGCUGUCGCUAGGUCUGAAACAAGAGGCCGCAGCCUUAUCCAAAGCUAUCCGACGAACUCUUGAUCCUAUCGGCCAGGUUGGAUCGGACACGAGGACAACCAACCUGGGUGGCACAGCAUCACCACAAGAGUUCAUGGAGACCCUCUCACACAACCUUGACUACUACUUGGAGGCUCUGAACUCAGCCGACGCUGCAGCUCUCCCGGCACCCAUUUCCCCACCCUCAUCGCCAAGGGAUACCACGAGUACCAGACCUAUGGGAGUCAUUGAGAAGAUCUUGACACAUGCCGGCAUUGGCCUGAGCAAGCCAUACGUCGAGACGGGAGAUAUGAUCUGCGUCAAGGUCGAUUGGACGCUUACAUCUGAACUCCUCUGGGGCGGCAUGGAGAAGACCUACAACCAAAUGGGUAGACCUCGUCCAUUCCGUAAUGAUCGCCUCUGGCUUGCAGUAGAUCAUACUGUUGAUCCACGUACCAACCAUCAACCUCGACAGAAAGGUCUCAUAGCGAAGGCGGAGCGCUUCAGACGAGAGGCCAAGAUCAUCAACUUUCUUCCUGCCAAUACGAGUAUCAUGCACACUGAUUUUACUCGUGAACGUGCUCAGCCUGGUCGUAUCGUUGUUGGGAGCGACUCGCAUACGUGUUCAGCGGGGAGCAUGGGUUCCUUCGCUGUUGGCUUUGGCGCUGCUGAUGUUGUCAUGCCGAUGGUCACUGGCGAAACCUGGUUUCGUGUACCUGAGGUUUUCCGUAUCAAAUUCGUGGGAAAGCUUCCUUUCGGAAGAAUAAGCAUAACUAGAUAG